This is a messenger RNA of Harmonia axyridis, 1557 nucleotides long. Its product is annotated as MFS-type transporter clz9-like. Gene Ontology annotation, cellular component: nucleus. Lineage: Eukaryota; Metazoa; Arthropoda; Insecta; Coleoptera; Coccinellidae. The record is from RefSeq and is a predicted model, not a curated record. The transcript is spliced from 2 exons. Bases 1 to 1557 code for a protein of 518 amino acids. Gene Ontology annotation, molecular function: DNA binding.
AUGAGGAAUCGCAUCAGGAAAACACAGCCAUUUUGUCACGAGGAUAUGCAAAGUGCCGUAAAAGCAGUAAUAACCGAUGACAUGAAAAUUAGACCUGCUGCCAUCCGAUAUAGAGUGGAUCAUGUGACACUAAGCCGUUACGUUAAGAAACAGAGAGCCCUCGGAAAGAAUCAGGAAAUUAUUAAUUGCAAGCCACACUUUCAGACCCGCCUUGUGUUUACGAAAGAUCAAGAGUCCAUACUUGCUGAAUAUUUGAAAACCUGUGCGAAAAUGUGUUACGGAAAAACUACAAGAAACACCCGUGAGCUGGCUUAUGAAAUGGCUACGCUUAAUGGAAUAAGAGUGCCAGAAAGCUGGCAUAAAAAUAAAUCGGCUGGUUUAGAUUGGAUGCGAGGAUUUUUUAAGAGAAAUGGAACUUUGAGCAUAAGACAACCAGAGAACUGCUCGUUGUCAAGAAUGACAUCUUUUACUAGACCAAAUGUGGAGUUAUUCUUCCACAACCUGGAAGAAGUUUUAAAUAGAUUUGGUGAUCAACUCAAUGGCUCUCGAAUAUUCAAUCUGGAUGAAACGGCCACUAGCACAGUUCCAAGCAAAUCUGUAAAAGUCAUCGCCCAGAAAGGUGCAAGGACCGUUUCCAAUGCAGCAUCUGCCGAACGUGGAAUUUUAGUAACUACUACGUGCAUUAUUAGUGCAUCAGGAAAUUCGAUUCCACCAGCCAUGGUAUUUCCACGUGUAAAAUUUCGGGAUCAUAUGCUAAUGAAUGCUGUUCCUGGUACAUUGGGUUUAGCUUCACCUAGCGGAUGGAUGAGUGCAGAUCUAUUUCCAAGGGUAAUGGAACAUUUUAUCAAGUAUAGCUUAUCAUCUAAAGACAACCCUACAGUUCUAAUCAUGGAUAACCACGCCAGCCAUAUGUCGAUCGAAGCUAUCGACAUGGCAAAAAAUAAUGGGGUGACGAUCAUUACUUUGCCACCGCAUUGUAGUAACAGACUUCAACCUUUGGACGUCACAUGCUUUGCGCCUUUUAAAAAAUUCUAUUCAACGGCUAUAGAUAAUUGGAUGAAAAAUAAUCGAGGAAAAACUUUUUCGUUUUAUGAAAUAGCAGGUUGUGUCCGGUUUGCGCAUCAGAAGGCAAUGACGCCAGAAAACAUCACAAAAGGAUUUGAACGGUGUGGGAUUUAUCCCUUCAACAAAGAUAUUUUCUCCGAAGAAGAUUUUCUUUGCUGCUCUGUUACCGAUCGGCCUAACAUCAAUUAUGAUGAAGCGCAGCCUGACCAUAUUAUGUUGAGUGAUCAAAAUAAUAAUAAUGAUAUCAAUUCUGAUCAAGCAGGUCCCUCGCAACCUCAGGAAAAGAUAAAUAAUUCUUGUGAUGAAGCGGCAUCAACACAAAAAGACCCAACGCUUAAAAAAUUCAUUACCCCUGAGCAAAUAAAAGGCUAUCCAAAAGCGCCGCCUAGACAGAAAAAUGCAAGACCAAGAAAAAGGGGUCGAAGCAUGAUUCCCACUGAUACUCCAGAAAAAACUCUAAUCGAAAAUAAAGCAAAUGAAAAAAAAAAAUGA